AUGUGCUGUUCUUGUGAUAUAGACUUGUUAGUAGAAGGGAAUGGGCUGCGAACCUGUAGAAUUAAUUCUCACGGAUUUGAUGCCGAGCUUGCAGGGUAUUUAAUGCCGCUCAUCUCUGUAUCUCCCUAACCACUCAUUUCUUUCUGCUCUGCUCCCCAUUAAUCAAACAAAUCUAUAUAAUGGACAGGAAGUGGGUUUCAAGGAUUAUACUCCGCCAUUCCUGGCUCCAACCACCGUUGGCCCACUGGUCCUUCAGGGUGUUAAUUAUGCAUCUGGUGGUGGAGGGAUUCUAAAUCACACCGGAAAGAUCUUUGUUGGCAGGAUCAAUUUGGAUGCACAACUCGACAACUUUGCUAAUACUAGGCAGGAUAUAAUAUCUGGAAUCGGUUUUCCUGCAGCACAGAAUCUGUUGAAUCGAGCUCUCUUUUCAGUGACGAUAGGUUCAAAUGAUUUUAUAAACAACUACCUCACACCCAUUGUUUCGACAAUUGAGCAAAAACUAAUAACUCCAGAAGCAUUCGUGGGAACCAUGAUUGCAAGAUUCAGACUCCAACUUACGAGACUGUAUGAUAUGGGUGCUAGAAAGAUCGUCAUCCCUAAUGUGGGACCUAUCGGAUGCAUUCCGUAUCAGAGGGAUACAACUCCAUCUGCAGGAGACGACUGUGUACCUCUGCCGAAUCACCUAGCCCAACUCUUCAAUUCCCAAUUGAAAGCUUUACUCCAAGACCUUACCAUCUCACUCCAAGGUUCAACAUUCGUUUUUGCAGAUGUGUAUCAUAUUGUUGCUGAUAUCAUUCAGAAUUAUGAAUCAUAUGGUUUUGACAAUGCGGAUUCUGCGUGUUGUUACGUGACUGGCGGACACGGUGGUUUAGUGCCAUGUGGACCGACAUCUAAAGUGUGCCCCGAUAGAUCAAAGUACGUUUUUUGGGACCCGUAUCAUCCUUCGGAUGCCACCAACGCCAUCAUAGCCAAGCGACUUAUGGAUGGAGGCAUUGAAGAUAUUUCCCCAUUAAACAUAAGAGCCCUUUUAGAAUCUUGAAGAAAAGUCAGGUGUAGAAUUGUAUCGGUUAUGUAUCAGCGUUCUAACAAAAAUACUCGUAUGUAUUAAAAACCCUAUUUUCGACACAUCAUUUCCUCGAAACUUUUAU
Molecule: messenger RNA, 1148 nt
Organism: Cynara cardunculus var. scolymus (artichoke)
Lineage: Eukaryota; Viridiplantae; Streptophyta; Magnoliopsida; Asterales; Asteraceae
Product: GDSL esterase/lipase At4g16230
Exons: 5
Coding region: 530-1039 (169 amino acids)
Molecular function (GO): hydrolase activity, acting on ester bonds
Source: RefSeq, a predicted model, not a curated record